AUGUGUUUGUUUACGGCGGGCUAUCACGCCACCUGCAUCACACCAUUUACAAAGCAUGGACGCUGUCACCUGUACCGCACCGGUUAAUAUUGCAGUUAUAAAGUAUUGGGGAAAGAGAGAUGAGGCACUUAUUUUACCUAUCAAUAGUUCUCUCAGUGCUACCCUUAGCCAGGAACAGCUGUGUGCCAAGACAACUGUAGCGGUCAGUGGUCAGUUUACCAGGGACAGGAUGUGGCUCAAUGGCAAAGAAGAGUCCUUGGAAAAUCCUAGAUAUCAAAAUGUGCUUAGAGAGAUAAGAAGGAGGGCUAGAAAAAGGAAAAUUGCAGGAGAAGGAGAAGAAAAAGGAACAAGUUUGUCUGAUGCCCUCAGCUGGCAUGUUCAUAUUUGCUCUGUGAAUAACUUCCCGACUGCUGCUGGUCUGGCCUCAUCUGCUGCUGGCUUUUCUUGUCUAGUUUACUCUCUGGCAAAGCUGUUCAAAAUAGAAGGUGAUAUCAGCGAGAUAGCCAGGCAGGGCUCGGGCAGCGCUUGUCGUAGUUUAUAUGGAGGGUUUGUCAGCUGGAACAUGGGAGAGAAAGACGACGGCACAGAUUCAGUAGCGGAGCAGCUGGUCACAGAAAACCACUGGCCUGAGCUACGGAUAUUGAUACUUGUGGUCAGUGACCAGAAGAAACACAUAGGCAGCUCAGCAGGAAUGGGAGUGAGUGUGAAGACAAGUGAACUCCUGAGGUACAGGGCAGAGCACAUUGUACCCAGAAGAAUGAAGGAGAUUGAGACUGCCAUACAGAACAAAGAUUUCCAGACAUUUGCCAAAAUCACCAUGCAGGACAGCAACCAGCUCCAUGCCUCCUGUUUGGAUACCUACCCACCCAUCAUCUACCUGAAUGAUACGUCUAAACAGAUCAUGCAUCUAGUCCACAAAUACAAUGACUUCUGUGGACAAAUUAAGGUUGCCUAUACAUUUGAUGCAGGUCCCAAUGCCUGUCUGUAUUUACUGGAGGAGGAAGUGGCAGGCGUACUAGCCAUGGUAAACCAUUGUUUUCCACCAAUAGAGCAGAACGGAGACCAGCAUAUUAGAGGGCUACAAGUGGAAGAAUUGCCUAUUCAGAAGGAUUUAAAAGAAAGUUUGGGGUUCACACCUCUAUCCCCAGGGGCAUUGAAGUACAUCAUACAUACCAAGGUGGGAACUGGGCCACAAGUGCUGCCAUCUACAGAAUGUCUGCUGAAUGAAAAUGGACUGCCUAAAGAUGCACAUUCAUGAUGAGGGCUCGUGCUCAGCCUUUAGACACUCUUAGAAACCCAGGGUGUUGAAAAAAUGAAUCAUCUGUUAAAAGGCAGAGAAAUAUUGAGCCUUGAAGACAUUAGCAUAUUAAUAAUUCAGUCUUAGCUUAUACAGGAAAGAGGUGUUGGCUUUAUGUUCUGACACAUCUGUGUCUGUACAUAAAAAGUAACAUUUGAAAAUAAUAUGCCCGUGUCAAAUAAAAACUUAAAGAACCAGUUUCAUACGUGGUUUGCUUAUUAUUUUCUUUAUUGUAUAGAUAGUCCAAUACACCUACUGCUUGCUAUAAAAGCGUACACUGAUGAAAGUACUUUAAUUUAUGCCAAUCAAAGUUUUAUACUUUCAAUAAAUCUUCACUGAUUUGAGCAAGAUCUGGUUUCAUAACAUCUCUCAUUUUGAAGUAAGCAAUAUCUUUCAUAUAUAUCUAUAGCAUAGCAAUGAGGUCAGUGUUGCCAUCUCACUUGCAGUGGAUAUACAUUGCAAAGGCAUCAUCACCAU
Messenger RNA from Lingula anatina, 1774 nucleotides. Its product is annotated as diphosphomevalonate decarboxylase. Gene Ontology annotation, cellular component: cytosol. Gene Ontology annotation, biological process: isopentenyl diphosphate biosynthetic process, mevalonate pathway; isoprenoid biosynthetic process. NCBI's taxonomy places the organism in Eukaryota, Metazoa, Brachiopoda, Lingulata, Lingulida, Lingulidae. Gene Ontology annotation, molecular function: diphosphomevalonate decarboxylase activity. The record is from RefSeq and is a predicted model, not a curated record.